Molecule: messenger RNA, 814 nt
Organism: Homarus americanus (American lobster)
Lineage: Eukaryota; Metazoa; Arthropoda; Malacostraca; Decapoda; Nephropidae
Product: pro-resilin-like
Exons: 3
Coding region: 61-435 (124 amino acids)
Cellular component (GO): extracellular matrix
Source: RefSeq, a predicted model, not a curated record
CCAGGUAUAAAUAGAGGCACCAACCUGGUGAUGGGCAUCAGUUGUUAACACUACUGCACCAUGAACACUAAGGUACUUCUCCUGCUGGCUGUGGUGGCUGUUGCUGCCGCGGACAAACUCCCCAUAGGCUAUGGUGCUCCCGAGGACUCCUCUGAGGAGCAUGAGCCCGCCAAAUAUGACUUCGAGUGGUCAGUAAAAGACGACGAGUCUGAUAACGACUUCGGUCACCAGGAGAGCCGUGAUGGUGACCACACCCAGGGGUCGUACUACGCGCACCUUCCCGACGGUCGUCUGCAGACUGUGACUUACUAUGUGGAGGGUGACUCAGGCUACAUUGCCGAUGUCAAAUACGACGGUGAGGCUCAUUACCCCGAGUCUGAUGAGUACAAACCACCCAAAUCCCAAUACGGCGCCCCCGACUCUCACGAGUCUUAGAAUUACAUCUCAUCCAGACCUAAGUAAGGAGCCCCGUGUGUCGAUGGAAUGAGUGGAGGCUCACGAGCGUUCAACACUCAGGCGACAACAUCGCCUCCACCAACAACUUAUGUAUGGUCCACUACUGUUACGAAGAUACAGUGAAACAGCUUUAUGUUUGUCUUCUUAAAGGGUAUAAUUAAUGACUCACUAUCGACCUGUUAUUUGUGAUGUUAAAGUUUCUUUAAGUUAUUUUUUGAGCUUCAUUACUUGAGGACAGAGGUCUUCCUUUAUCAGCUCCUAUUUUCUUGACUUAUUUGUUACUUAUUGGUUACUUAUUUGUUGGAUGUGAAUGCUGUACAUAAUGAGUUAUUUAUUAAACUAUGUAAUUUAAAAUGAA